Pecten maximus is the source of this 1989-nucleotide messenger RNA. RefSeq names its product GTP:AMP phosphotransferase AK3, mitochondrial-like. The transcript is spliced from 5 exons. The record is from RefSeq and is a predicted model, not a curated record. NCBI's taxonomy places the organism in Eukaryota, Metazoa, Mollusca, Bivalvia, Pectinida, Pectinidae. Gene Ontology annotation, cellular component: mitochondrion; cytoplasm. The coding region runs from base 113 to 850 and encodes 245 amino acids. Gene Ontology annotation, molecular function: ATP binding; AMP kinase activity. Gene Ontology annotation, biological process: nucleobase-containing compound metabolic process.
UUCCGGUUCCGUGAAGAAUAUAAUUCCUACUGAUAAGGAGCUCUGUGUUGAAGAAGAUUUAUUCCUUUUUGGCGAUGAAUGACAGUUCCUUUUAUUUUUACUUAAGGAAUCAAUGAAUGUUAAAGUUUUCAUUUGUCUGAAUAUAAUUCUUAUAUAUUUGAGUGGUGUCGAAUCAACAAUGAUCACGAAAGUGCUUAGGGCAAUUAUAAUGGGCCCACCAGGGUCUGGCAAGGGUACAAUCUCCGCUCGAAUCAUCAAAGAUUUCAACAUGAAACACCUCUCUAGUGGAGACUUACUGAGGGCUCAGGUUAUACACAAAACUAGUGCUGGCAUCACAGCAAAACAGUUCAUUGACAAAGGCCAACUUGUACCAGAUGAUGUCAUGGUUAAAUUAAUCUUAAAUGAACUAAACAAGUUGAAGGAGGACAGCUGGAUGUUGGAUGGUUUCCCACGGACAGUGCCUCAAGCUAAAGCCCUGUACAAAGAUAAACCAGUGGAUCUUGUACUCAAUCUCAACGUACCAUUUGAAGUGAUUAUUGAUAGAAUCAAGGGCAGGUGGACACAUGCUCCUAGUGGGAGAAUCUAUCACACAGAGUUCAACCCACCCAAGGUCAUGGGGAAAGAUGAUGUUACUGGGGAGACAUUGAUCCAGCGAGAUGAUGACAAGGAGGAAACUGUCAGGAAUAGGCUACAGAUAUAUCAAAACCAAACACAGCCAGUUCUGGAGUUUUAUAGGAAACAUGGAAUCUUAACAGAAUUCACCGGGAAAUAUUCCAAUGAAAUCUGGCCAAUGGUGUUCGAGUUUUUGUCUACUAGAAGUGAACCUAUACAGUACACUCAGUAUAGCUAACAUAUAGUUAGUCAAUGAUGUGAUAAAUAUUUUUUUUCAAAUUUUGAUAUGAUUAUACACCCAACGAUUAAUGUUGAUUGUAUCACAUGAUUGUUCUAUUGUUAUUUAUUUUUUAUUGAUUUUGGAUAUCAACCAGAUACAAAUAUUUGUCAUUCAGGUGCUAUCUAUUUUGCUAGUUCCAUUAUUUUCUUUGUAUAGACAUCACAGAGUUAAUGUAAUCUAUCAGUCAACAGUGUUUGUCAGAUAUCAAAUCCAAAUUUUGUUUGUGUAAUAGAACAUGUGAUUUACAACAAAUUGUUCAAAUCAAUGACAUGUAGUUAACUUGUUGUAGUUAAUGACAAGUUCAUAUAGUUAACAGUAGGCUGAGGUAGUUAUUGACAAGUUAAUGAAGUUAACAAUAGGCUGUGAUAGUUAAUGACAGGUUAAUAUAGUUCACGAUAAGCUGAGGUAGUAUAUGACAGGUUAAUUUAGUUAACCCUAGGUUGAAGUAGUAAAUGAUUGGUUAAAUUAAUUAACCACAUGUUGUGAUUUUUAAUGGCAGGUAAGUUUAGUUAAUGAUAGGUUGUGGAAGUAAUGACAUUUCAAAGUUGUAAUCACUUGCAAUAGGCUGUGGUAGUUAAUGACUGGUUAAUUUAGUUAACAAUAUCUGUGGUAGUUAAUGACAGGUUAAUGUAGUUAACAAUCAACUUUGAUAGUUAAUAACAGGUUAGUGUAGUUAAUAUCUGUGGCAGUUAAUGACAGGUUAGUGUAGUUAACAAUAUAUGUGGUAGUUAAUGACAGGUUAGUGUAGUUAACAGUCUCGUGUAGUUAAUGACAUGUAAGUGAAGUGAAUAGUAGGUUGUUAAAAUCAAAAUAUGUUACAAUCAUAUAACAACACAAUAGACAUAUGGUGGCCUAAAAUUGUACCUUGAAUGCUUGCCUGUAUACCAAGGUUGAUAGUAUGUGUAAUUGUUGUUCAAUUUUCCCAAUAAUUACCUAGAUACAGAUUUGUGAUAUAAUGUGUUUAUUGUUGUAGAUAUAACAUUGCGGUUUUAUCUCAGAAGUAGUGUAUAUAUAGAGGUUACACAACGAGUGGUUGUUGGAUAUGGAAUUUAUUUCACACGAGUUUUUGCAACUUUUAAAAAAUAACUUACGAGUGU